Messenger RNA from Hyla sarda, 2373 nucleotides. RefSeq lists its product as uncharacterized. The record is from RefSeq and is a predicted model, not a curated record. The transcript has 3 exons. Bases 114 to 1826 code for a protein of 570 amino acids. NCBI's taxonomy places the organism in Eukaryota, Metazoa, Chordata, Amphibia, Anura, Hylidae.
ACCCUUCCCUUACACCUCCCCCGAGUCAAGUGUCUGCGCCGUCGGAGGUGUCGGGAUCGGGGCGCCCGUCGCGCGGAUCCCGUCCUCCGGCUAGGCUUAGUCCUAGUCCCCCUAUGUCCAGACGGCGUGGCCACGCUGGACGGAGCGAUAGUGCAAAGCAUGGAGGGGGGCGUGGUUCUCGGGCUGCUCGCGCGGCGGCGCCGGCUCCGCCCCCUCCCUUGUGCACGCCUCUCUCUCUUCCCAUGUUACCAGCAGUUAGGCAGCAGCUUCACGUGGCCCAGGUACAUUGCUCUGCAGCGGCUGCUGCUUCUGGCUCUAGUGCCCAGCUGUUAGGGUCUGCUCCUACUACUCCCGUCCCUUGCCCCUUGCUUAGAGAUUCCCCACCCCCUACUUCUAUCUACAGCCCCCUUCUGGAUUCCUCUGCACCCACUGUUUCUGCCCCCAGUCCCCUACCAGUACGUUUGCCCCCUAGGGAUAUGGGCAACACCCAGCAGGCGUCUUCAUCCUCCUCAGUGUACGAGGGUGAGGCACUGGCAGGGGUCCUUCAGGGGCCCGCUGCAAUUGUUACUCCGUCCCCUGAUCCUUCUCCUGUGCCUUUAGAUGCUGCUGGGGGACUUGGGGCUCCUGUGGUUCCCGCUGCUAGUGUUGCUUUAUCUCCCCCCCAGCUUCCCAUUAUGGAUCAGCAAGCGGUUAUACUUCCCCAUACCGUGCAGCCGGAAGUUGCUGGCCCAUCUGGAGGGUGCAGGCGAUCUUCAUCUGGGUCCGCCAGGGGCUCUGCCCGUGAAAACCGUGGCGAGGCUAGCGGUUCCGGGAGGCGCCGCCGAGGUCGCAAGGGCCACGAAUCCAGAUAUCACAGUCAUCGAUGUCGGUCCAGGUCCUCCCGCUGGAGGUCCCCUUCCUCCUCAGAAUAUUCAUCCGAUAGCUCUAUGAGUCCAGAUAGGAGGUCACACCGACGUGGGUCUCGGCGGGGGAUUUCAAGAUCCUCCCGUCGUUCGACCUGCGGUGCUACACGCUCACACGAUGUCCCCAUUGCUGUUACGCCAUUGGAUCCAACGGGGCCGGCGGCCCCGCAUGUGAUUCCGGUUCCUGCCCCGGCAGUUGGAAUUCCGAGAGUUGUGUCCGGAUGCGGCAUUGGAGGGCCGGCAAUGCCCCUCUUUCCUUUGGGAGGUGGUGAGCAGAGAUUGAUGCCAUUGGUGUCCUCGUCAGUUACCCCGGCUACUUGGUCUGGACAUGGUUCUCGUUCUCCUGUUGUGGUUUUUCUGGGUCAUUCUUUCAUCUUUCGGGCUGGACAGAGAGCUGCUUGCAGGCCAGGUGGACAGUCCCUUGGUUUUCCCAAUGAUGUUCAAUGGAGAGGAAUCGGUGGACUCAAGUGGCUUCGGGUGCUGGUGGAGGCGGUGGGUAUUGCUCGUGUUGUCAAUUCCCCUGUGGUGCUUGUGAUUCAUGCGGGGGGCAAUGACCUUUGUUCCAUGAGAAUGGCUGAACUCAUUACUUUGAUGAAAGCGGAUGUUGAGAGGAUUCGGGAAUUUUUCAGGGAGAUGGUGGUAGUCUGGUCAGAAAUGGUUCCCAGGGUGACGUGGCAAGGGGCCAGGGAGGCUCAGGCUAUUGAAAAAGCUCGUCGUACAGUUAAUUCCCGUAUGGCGAGGUAUGUGAGGUCCAAAGGGGGUGUGGUAGUGAGACACAGGCAAUUGGAAGGUGAUAAUCGCCGGUUAAUGAUUGCGGAUGGUGUUCAUCUGAAUGACAUAGGCACUGAUAUUUUUCUGUCGGGGCUACAGGAUGGGGUGGAGCAGGCGUUAUUUCUCCUCGGUGGGGGUCGGAGUGCGGCUUAGUUCCUUGCCGAACUCCUCCGUGGCGGAGGAGAAAUUUGGAGGAGAUUUUCCUGGAGAGUAGAGUGUGAUGCCCGUCGAAGAGGGCGGCCGGCUGACCGCUUACCUUUGAGAGUGUUCAAUCAGAAGUUCGGAUAUAAAUGGUUUAUUUUAAUGGUUAUUAAAUAAACGCUGUGGCCAACCCCCAGUUGUCCAGCAAAAGUUAGAAGUGGUCAGUGUUUUUAUUAUAUCCAGCGAACAGUUAGAAACAUAAAUAAACUGAAGGUCACCUAUUGUCAGUCUGUUCGACGCCGCGCCAUUUAGGAGGCGGCGUCUCGGACUGGCAAGGAGGGGGUUAAAUAAAAGUUAGAAGAGAAGAAUAAAAUGAGGAGCUGGAGAAAUAGGGGGGGUGUAACCUAGAAGGGCAGGAGGACAGGGAUAGGCUAAGUUAACAGGAAGGGGAGGAGGAGUAAUAGGGGAUAAAAUGUGUUGUGAGGCUUCCGGCUUCCUCUUUGUGGAGUCCCCGGCAAGUGAGAAGAUGUCCCGCCCACCCACCCCUUAUACGUUCUGU